CACUCAAUCAACGGUGCAACACCCUUAAGGAACAGGGAACUAAUGUGCACCUCCAGGUAGAGAAUCAGUCUAAAUCAAUUGCAUUACUCUUUCCAUUUUUAAUGCCUUUUUUGAAAAUCCGAUCCUCUGUUUCGCACUCUGUCAUCCCACACCGUAGCGUAUAGUCCUUCCUCCCCAUUCUCCAUCAAAUUCCCUCACUCCAGCAAAGCAGAUCGACUUUCUCUCUCUCACUCUCCUUGAUUGGGCCGGGCUCCGUACGAAGAUGCUGAAAUUCUUGAAAGGAGUGGUCGCCGGAUCGGGUGCGGGCCUGAAGGAUCUGCCGUAUAAUAUCGGGGAGCCGUACUCUUCAGCGUGGGGCUCCUGGGUACACCAUCGUGGAACUUCCAAGGAUGAUGGGGCUCCUGUCUCAAUAUUUUCUCUUUCAGGGAGCAAUGCAAACGAUGGGCAUUUAGUUGCUGGCCGUAAUGGUGUCAAACGCCUUCGAACGGUCAGACAUCCAAAUAUAUUGUCAUUUCUGCACAGUACUGAGGCAGAAACUUUGGAUGGUAAUAGUACAAAGGUUACCAUCUACAUCGUGACUGAGCCUGUUAUGCCACUUGCUGAAAAGAUCAAGGAAUUGGGUUUAGAAGGCAGCCAAAGGGAUGAAUACUAUGCAUGGGGACUGCACCGGAUAGCUAAAGCUGUGAGCUUCUUGAAUAAUGAUUGUAAAUUGGUUCAUGGUAAUGUUUGCAUGGCUAGUGUUGUUGUCACGCAAACUUUGGACUGGAAACUUCAUGCAUUUGAUGUUUUGUCCGAGUUUGAUGGGAAUAAUGAAGCUUCGACAGGACCAAUGCUUCAAUAUGAAUGGCUUAUUGGUUCACAAUACAAACCAAUGGAGUUGUCAAAAUCUGACUGGUCAGCUAUCAGAAAAUCUCCACCUUGGGCUAUAGAUUCUUGGGGACUGGGCUGCUUAAUUUAUGAACUCUUCUCUGGCUUGAAGUUGAGCAGAACAGAGGAGUUGCGGAAUACUGCUAGCAUACCGAAGUCUCUACUUCAAGAUUAUCAGCGUCUCUUGAGUUCUAUGCCUUCUCGCAGGUUGAAUUCAUCAAAGAUUCUGGAGAAUAGCGAAUAUUUUCAGAAUAAGUUGGUAGAGACCAUACAGUUUAUGGAAAUUCUUAAUUUGAAGGACAGUGUGGAAAAGGAUAAUUUUUUCCGCAAGCUUCCAAAUAUUGCUGACCAGCUUCCUCUCCAGAUAGUGCAGAAGAAGUUGCUCCCAUUACUGGCAUCCGCUUUAGAAUUUGGUUCAGCUACUGCACCUGCUUUAACUGCAUUGCUGAAAAUGGGAUCUUGUCUUUCAGCAGAAGAAUAUGGUCUUAAGGUAUUACCAACAAUUGUCAAACUUUUUGCAUCAAAUGACCGUGCUAUUCGUGUUGGUCUUCUUCAGCAUAUUGAACAGUAUGGCGAGUCAUUAUCGGCACAAAUUGUUGAUGAACAAGUUUAUCCUCAUGUCGCUAACGGGUUUUCCGAUACAUCUGCUUUUCUACGAGAACUGACGCUGAAAUCUAUGCUUGUCCUGGCUCCUAAGCUCUCUCAGCGCACGAUAGCUGGAUCACUGUUAAAGUUUCUUUCAAAGUUACAGGUUGAUGAAGAGCCAGCCAUUCGCACAAACACCACCAUAUUGCUUGGAAAUAUUGCCAGUCACCUUAAUGAUGGGACAAGGAAAAGAGUUCUGAUAAAUGCAUUCACAGUUCGAGCAUUGCGGGAUACAUUCUCUCCUGCCCGAGGGGCUGGUAUUAUGGCUUUGUCUGCUACUAGUUCUUAUUAUGACGCCACUGAGAUUGCAACUAGAAUUUUGCCAAAUGUUGUUGUUCUGACGAUAGAUCCUGACAGUGACGUUCGAUCAAAAGCAUUCGAAGCUGUUGAACAGUUUUUGCAUUUAGUGAAACAAUACCAUGAGAAGACAACGUCAGGAGAUGCCACAUCAGCAGGCAUAGGAAUUUCAUCUAUACCUGGAAAUGCAAGUUUACUUGGAUGGGCAAUGAGCUCUUUGACACUGAAAGGCAAACCUUCUGAACAGAGUUCAAUAACUUCAUCAAGCACCACCGCACCUCUUGCAUCUGCAAUCUCCAACACCAGCUCUGUGACGAACGAUGCAAGUAUAACGCCAGUCCGCGUAACUUCUAGGACAGAUUUAACUGAUUUAGGCGAUGAACUUCCACCUCCUUCCCCUACUUCAACUGACGGAUGGGGAGAACUCGAAAACGGCAUUAACGGAGACCUCGAAAGUGACACCAAAGAUGGCUGGGAUGACAUCGAACCACUCGAGGACCCAAAACAAUCCGCAGCUCUUGCAAAUAUCCAAGCAGCUCAAAAACGACCCGUCUCUCUCCCAAAACCACAAGUUUCGAAUUCAAGACCAAAGAGCACAGAUGGUGACUUGUGGGGUAGUAGUGUAGCAGAUCCUGCCCCUAAAUCCACGUCGAGAAAUUCGAACUCGAAAACGAGUAGAGUAGUCGAAGAGGAAGAUGAUCCAUGGGGAGCAAUAGCUGCACCAGUUCCAAAAUCUUCAUCGAAGGCGAUGAAUCUAAAAGGUAGUGGUUCGGCAGAUGACGACCUGUGGGCUUCGAUUGCAGCUCCUGCACCUACAGCUGGGCACAAGCCCUCAUCAGUUGGGCGAGGCAGAGGGAAAGCUGCUGCUCCAAGAUUGGGUGCUCAACGGAUAAAUCGAACUUCUUCCGGGGUGUAAGCUGAAUUUAGACGAGUUUCUGUAAAAAAAAAAAGAAGAAAAUUGUUUAAAAUAUAUCAUCUUCAGACGAUUUUAUGUUGUAAUGUUUACAAAAAAAAAACAUUUAAUGAUAUGUAAUAGACCUACUUCUGAAGCAAAUCGAUUCUUUGUACUUGGUAUUCUUUGGUACUCUGGAUUUCAUUUUUGUCACAAGAGUAAGGUUAUUUAACUUUGAAUUUAGGGUUUUCUCGACCCUCUUAUCUGGUU
Molecule: messenger RNA, 2971 nt
Organism: Erythranthe guttata (spotted monkey flower)
Lineage: Eukaryota; Viridiplantae; Streptophyta; Magnoliopsida; Lamiales; Phrymaceae
Gene: CTEXP
Product: kinase family with ARM repeat domain-containing protein
Biological process (GO): protein phosphorylation
Molecular function (GO): protein kinase activity; ATP binding
Source: RefSeq, a predicted model, not a curated record